AUGGACCCGCUCUUAAUCAAUAAUUUCCCUGAAGAUUUGAAAGGUUCUGAAAACGUAAUGAGUUCAACGAUCUUUAUGUUGAUGAAAUUUGGAAACGUUGAUGAGGCUGAGCAACUCUUUCACCAAACGAAAUACAAAUCAAUUUAUACUUAUGGUGCCUUGAUGAAAGGUUAUAACGAUAAUAAAAUGUUUGAGAAAACAUUGGAUCUGUUUGAGACAUUACCAUUCGUCGCAGACGAAGCGAUCUACGUGAUGGCUUUAAGCUCUUGCUCUCACCUUACAAAUGAUCGUGCGAGAAGAAUUGGAAAGCAGUUAAUCGAUAAUUUACCUGAAGAUUUCAAACGUUCUGAAAACGUAAUGAAUUCAACGAUCUUUAUGUUGAUGAAAUUUGGAAACGUCGAUGAAGCUGAGAAACUCUUGCAUCAGAUGAAACACAAAUCUAUCUACACUUAUGGUGCCAUGAUGAAAGGUUAUCACGAUAAUGAAAUGUUUGAAAAAGUGUUGGAUUUCACAUGCACACGUCUAUCCAAUGAUCGGGCAUUACAAACAGGAAAAGAACUUUUGCGCAAGAUGAACAAGUCCUAUUAUAACGAUGAUAUCGUCAUCACAUCAGCCAUUCACAUGUUGAUGAAAUUCGAUCUGGUCAAUGAUGCUGAACGUUUGUUUCGUCAAGUCAAAGCAAGAAAUGCACUGGCUUAUCAUGCAAUGAUCAAUGGAUACAGUCAACUGGACGAUUUGGACAAGUGUUUUCAGCUGUUUGAUCAAAUGAAAAGUGAUCGAAUUGUUCCAAACGAAGUUGUAUUUCUUUCAAUGAUCGGUGUUUGUGCAAAAAUCGCCAUACGCUCAUUAUCUCAGUCAAUUGUUGAUCAGUUAGCUAGUGAUACGAAAAGUAGUCGAAAUAUUCAAACGGCAUUGAUUUCCAUGUGGGUGAUCAAUUACGUGAAAAAAUUUGCUUCCAAACCAAAUAACGUUGCUGGUUAUGGCUUAGAUCUAGCUGAUUUACAAUCAAUAAAAGAUUGUGUAGGUACAUUCCUAGCCAACGAAGAUCAGAGAAUGAAAAUUACUGCAUUAAUCAAUAAUGCCGGAAUUAUGGCAUGUCCUUAUGGGAAAACUAAGGACGGAUUUGAAUUACAAAUGGGUACAAAUCAUUUCGGUCAUUUCUAUUUCACCCAAAUACUUAUUCCUCGUCUUCACUCAGCACGUAUUGUUAAUGUUGCAUCAGCAGCGCAUUUCUUCUGGCGUGUUCCAUGUGACGCUACUCAUUACAAUCAAAUGUGCAAUCCGAAUACAUAUCAUUCGUUUUCGGCGUAUUUAUUAAGUAAAACAGCGAAUAUUUUAUUCACGCGCGAACUCCAACGACGUUAUUGUUCUACUGAUAGUAUCCGUGCCUAUUCCUUACAUCCUGGUACCGUCAAUACUGAAUUAGAUCGACAUAUGGGGAUGAAUGAUAUAGCGAAACAAUUAUUAAGGCCAAUCAGAUAUCUAAUCUUCAAAUCACCGUUAGAAGGCAUACAAACAAUUCUCUAUUGUGCUUUGUCAAACGAUGCUCAGCCGGGCGAAUAUCACUCAGACUGCCGCGUGACACCACCUUAUCAUAAGUACGCCAGAGAUGAUAAAUUAGCACAAGAGUGGUGGGAUUUCUCAAAGAAGAGCAUCGAUGAAAAACUUAAAGACAUCGAACAAAGAUAA
Adineta ricciae is the source of this 1689-nucleotide messenger RNA. NCBI's taxonomy places the organism in Eukaryota, Metazoa, Rotifera, Eurotatoria, Adinetida, Adinetidae. The record is from the annotation of a GenBank genome assembly.